This is a messenger RNA of Dicentrarchus labrax (European seabass), 2036 nucleotides long. It is a transcript of the gene hexim1, whose product is annotated as HEXIM P-TEFb complex subunit 1. The coding region runs from base 380 to 1507 and encodes 375 amino acids. NCBI's taxonomy places the organism in Eukaryota, Metazoa, Chordata, Actinopteri, Moronidae. Gene Ontology annotation, biological process: negative regulation of transcription by RNA polymerase II; negative regulation of cyclin-dependent protein serine/threonine kinase activity. The transcript has a single exon. The record is from RefSeq and is a predicted model, not a curated record. Gene Ontology annotation, cellular component: nucleoplasm; cytoplasm; nucleus. Gene Ontology annotation, molecular function: cyclin-dependent protein serine/threonine kinase inhibitor activity; 7SK snRNA binding.
CUUGAGUAGCACACUGGACACUGUUGUGACGGUGGAGCGUCGUCUCCGGGUGAACGUGAACGGUGACAGCAUCGAAACAGUUAAUGGUAGUUAGCGACAGUUGCUCUGACAAACCCUUGGAGGAGUAACAAGUGUUUACUUUCGGUUGGCGAGAGUUAGUCUUCUUUUAAAACGUCCAAACUCAGAACUUUCUCCCGUGAUAUCGGCUCGUUCUGGAGAAGUAUAUUUUUGUUCAAAUUAACGUCUUUUAACGAACUUUUUGUAGCUGAGUUUUUUUUUUCCCCGAGGGCGUGAACAAUGAUCUGAAAUGCGCUAAAAAAAAAAAAAAAAAAGAAAGAAAGAAAGAUAAAGCAGAGCCUUAUUGGAGCGGAUCAUCGGGAUGACAGAGCCAGCGGAGCGGACCCAUCAUCACCUGAAAACUUCAGGCAGCCCAUCAGGUGGGAUCGGCGGAGACGCUAUGGAGCAUCUCCCAGCCAGCAACCGUGGUGGACCGGAGAACGGCGACAGGGGGCGACAGAGAGAGCAGCAGCAGCGGCAGAGGCAGCAGCGGCGGGCGGAGAACUGUGUGGAUAUCAACACAGACAAGUUAUGGCAAACGAAAGGCGGACAGAGGGGGGUGUGCCCUGCCUUAGCAGCCGGAAACGAGCUCCCAAAGUGCCCGAUUGCAGCUCAGCCUCAUCCGAGAGCCGAUGUCCACGCAAGGGGGGACGGUCAUCACACCUCGCAGGGGGGGAAAAACGGCGACGGUGGAUCGCCGGGGGAGGAGACGUUAAACCAGGUGCAAGAGGAGAGUUUGCUCAUCGACUCCGACACCGGGUUGGAUGCGCGUCUGGGCAAGAAGAGGCACCGGCGCAGCAAGACCUCCAAGAAGAAGCGCAACUGGAAGCCUUAUUACAAACUUUCCUGGGAGGAGAGGAAAGCCCUGGAGGAGAAAGAGACAGCCAGGGCUUCCCGGGUGAGAGAGGAGAUGUUCGCCAAAGGGCUCCCGGUGGCCCCUUACAACACCACCCAGUUCCUGAUGGACGAGCACGACCGGGAGGAGCCCGACCUCAACACCGAGACCGGGGUCAGGCGACCCUCCGGGGUCGGUGGCCGCAUGGAGGACACGGGCAGCGAGGAGGAGCUGUGCGACAACGAGGUGACCGACGAUGAUGACGGCAGCGGCGGAGGCAGCGACGGCAUCGGGAGGCCCGGCAACGCAGGUGGGGAGUUUCUCCAGAGAGACUUUUCCGAGACCUACGAGAUGUACCACGUCGAGAGCCUGCAGAAUAUGACCAAGCAGGAGCUGGUCCAGGAGUACCUGGAGCUGGAGAAGUGCAUGUCCCGGCUGGAGGAGGAGAACAACCGGCUGAGGCGCGCCGUGGAGCCCGGGGGUCCGACCGUGGAGGGCUCCCUGGUGCGGCUCGGAGAGCUGGAGAGGGAGCUGGAGAGACUCAAGGCUCAAAACACGGAGCUCCUCCUGCAGAACCAGCCCAGUAAGGACAGGGGCCAGGUCGCUACCAAUUAAAACAAACCUUUUGAAGGUAAAAAUGGGACUGCUGCAUUUUUUUUUUUAAAUUGUCAUCAGUUUUCUGUAAUCAGUUUGUCAUCUGGACAAUGAAGUCCUCGCAUUGCAAUGCAAUACUUGACGUUUCUUUUUUUUCUAUUUGGACUGUAAAGGGUUGUCCUGUUCAAGUUAUUAUUAUUUUUUUAUUUUUUUUUCCCCAAGAAGAAAAAUGUAAAUAUUUCAAAAAUCAGAUUCUUUUUAUAAAGAGAAUGUAUUUGACAACACGACACUUUGUUUUUGUUUACCGGGUCAACAUCGUAGGUAUCCAUUGAUAUAUAUAUCGUACUGUUCCAUAUUUGAAUUUUAAAAACAAACAUGGUAUGUUGCAUUACCCCCCCCCCCCCAGAAAAUAUCAACUACAAAUUACAGCUAAUUGGCCCAGCUUGCAAAAGACCGUUGUUUUGUUUUUGUUUUUGCAGAAAUAAACUACCAGAGUGAACAUUUUAACAGUUGUGUGUUAACAUAAGUUCAAAUAAAAUUUUGAAAUUCU